AUGGGAUUAAGCAAUAUUCUUUUUACCUAAGUAUUGAUUUUGAUAUCCGCGCUAUUACUUAGGAUAGAGGCAAUUAAAUACUGUAAUCUAGUGAUUCAGCUCAAUACCACUUAAUUUCAGGAUUACAUAAGAUAUGAUAAAGAUUUGUAGGAACUGCUUAGAAAUGCUGCAGAUUAAACCAUAAAUAUUAAUAGUGGAUUUGAUGCACUAGGUUUCAAAUUUAGCAUUAACUCAUUAUCAUUUAGUUAUGACUAUGCAAACUUUAGCUCAUUUUAUCUGAAAGGAGACCAAGCUACUAACUCAGUUAAAUUGCUGACACCUAAUUUUAACAAGAUAAACAUUACUUUGGAUCAAACCUUUACGUUUUUAGAUUACAAUAUAUAUUCAAGCAAGAUCUUCCUAUAGCUAGAGGGAUUUGAAUUAUUAGCCAAUUUCUCAAUAGAUCCUAAAGAUGAUGAUGCAAAAAUUAAGAGAGGUGCUGAAUUUACCGCUUUUUUAUUUAAGGAAAUUCUUAAGUUAGUGCCAAUCGUUGUAGACUUCUAUAACUACUUUGGAUCUCCUGUGGUUUUAGUUAGUAUGGAUGUCGACUAAUUCCUUGAUUUAAAUUUCGGUUUCAAGCAAAAUUACUUGAACUUGAAGUAUUCAUUCAAAUACAUCAACCCUUUAGUAUUAUUCGAUGAUUUUUAGGUCUUAGGAGAUAUAGUAAGAUUCGGAACAGUUGAUUAUGGCUAUUUGAGUAUGGCUUUUAACAUGCCAGUUCUCACUAUCCUUUCUAAUUGUCCAGAAAUAAUUCUUCAAGAUUUGUUAAACCAAGCAACUAAUAAUAAUUAUUUACAAUUUUGGGGGAGCAAAAGUCAAUACGAUUUCUUUAAUUAUUACUUAUCAACUGGUGGGUCUUUCUACGACAUGUACCCGUAUUUGUUUGCUAAGUAUCGAGAAAGGGAGCUUAGAAUGAGUGUUAAAGUAAAGUCUAUAUAAAUUUAGAGAACUAGUAACACACUUUCAUCAUAUCGCUUGAAUCUAAAUGUUGGAGUCAUUUUCCAGCCAAAUACAUCUCCAUCAACUCCCAAGAGUCCCAUUUUCGAGACCCAAGUGGAGGAAGACAUUACUGGCUCAAUUGAUUUUUCUUAUAAAUUCCUAGACUCACUUCUGUAUUUAACAGUUGACAAUUCUCAAGUAAAGCAAUAUUCCAUUAUUUAUAAUUCUGGGGGAGUAGUGGUUAAUAAUGUGGCUUAAGCUAAUUUGAUCUAAAGAAAUUUGAUAUAUGUAUAAGACAAUCUUUAAGCUAUCUUUGCUAAUAAUAGAUACACAUUUUCCUCUUUUUUACCCAAGGGAUAACUUUUAACUGUUCUAGAGAAAUUUAGUAUUAAAAGUGAGUUAAAUCAAUUCAUGAUAAGAUUGAAAUCUGAUGUUAUUGAAGAUAUCGAAGUUUAAAAGAAAAUAUCUAACAAGCUUGUCCUAAUGGCAACUUAGGAUACUAAGAAUAUGAGUCAUCAUUGCAUUGGAAAUGGAACUUAUAAAUUCCCAGACUAAAUUACUACUACAUCAGUUUAGUUACUAGAAAGAAUAUAUCUAGCUUCUUAAAAUAUGGCUUCAGUUCAAAAUGAAUACUUUUACUGGGGUGAGGGAAGCUGGCGAGCUUUCUAAAUCAUUAUAUCUAACAUAAAGUUAGUUAAAUUGAUAUCAAAGCUUCCAAGAAAUUCUACCACCAAUAAAUUCUAUAUGUAAACAAGAGCAUUCGUUGAAAAUAAAGUAUUUAAUGUAGAUGAGUUGCUUUUCGCUAAGACAAUAAGACAUAAGAAUCAAUGGCACUGGUAUUAAAUAUCAGGUUCAGAUGAUUUAGGCUGGGCUGCUCUAUCUCUCCUCUAUGCUGCUGAUCUUGAUUCAGGCUUUAAAGAUACUUACUUAUCAUAUACAGGACUAAACUAUGAGAAAGGAGUAAGAGAGAUUUUGAAGAAGAUAGAUGAUGUCUACAGAAAUUCAUCUGGAUAUGUUUAUUGGUUUUAGGCAAGAGACCCAUAUUUUGCUUCAAUUACCACAACACUAACUAUCAUACUAAACUAAAGAAUGUACUUACUUACAAAUGAUACCAAAUUUCUUAAUUAAAGUUUAUUCGAUUACCAAUAUUUUGUGGAUAGACCUUAUCUAUUCAACUAAUAUGGAUUAUUAUUAGAUGGCAGGAAUGCAGACGGUACCUACCUGGAUAAUAGUGUAUAUACUUACAAUUAAGGCACUAUGAUAAUGGUCUAUGGUCAUUUCUACUAGAUUUAUAAAGAUUUAAAGUAUUUAAAAUUAGGAAUAAGACAUGCUUAAAAUAUGAUAAAGUAUUUGUCGAAUGAGGAUAUGAUUUUGAUGGAGGGCUAGCCUUGGCCAACCUAUUUCAAAGGUAUCUACUUUAGAUUCCUAGCAGAAUUUACUAUUAUUGCUUAUCCUGUUUUGCCAUAAGAAAUUUAGUGUAUUAGAGAUUAUAUUCUUAGAAACGCAGAUUAUUUAUGGAAUUAUCUGAGGGAUGAGGACAAUUGGUUUCCUAAUGACUAUAUCAAUCCUUUAUAUAGAAAUGUAUUGUCAUAAAACAUGGGAAUUGAGCUAUUAACAGCUGCUUUGGCAGUAAAUGAUCUCACCUAUUGA
Messenger RNA from Stylonychia lemnae, 2628 nucleotides. The record is from the annotation of a GenBank genome assembly. NCBI's taxonomy places the organism in Eukaryota, Ciliophora, Spirotrichea, Sporadotrichida, Oxytrichidae.